Molecule: messenger RNA, 513 nt
Organism: Cokeromyces recurvatus
Lineage: Eukaryota; Fungi; Mucoromycota; Mucoromycetes; Mucorales; Mucoraceae
Exons: 3
Coding region: 91-513 (140 amino acids)
Source: RefSeq, a predicted model, not a curated record
CAUAUAUACAAAUAUAUAUCUAUAUAUAUUUCCAUAUUAAUUCUACUUCUCUUUUUCUAUUUAUUUAUUUUUUUUAAAAAAAAAACGGAAAUGGCAUAUUCAACUAGUAUUGCUAUUGAACAAACUUCCAAAAUGACUAUUUCAGAAAGACGAGCCACUUAUUCUCUACAAGAGCGAAUAAAAAUAUAUAACCCGAAUAGGAUGGCCCGAAAAUUAAAAAAUCAGACACCUACCAAAUUAGUGUUACAUGACAUUCAUAUUUUAAAUAAGAUCAGUAUCGAUAGUGAUACAGCUAUGACUACAAUUAAACAACGAAGAGAGACUCAUAACCGAAAUGUAUUAGUGAAUCGACUAUCUGGCUUGGUACCAAGAACAGCGGUAGAAAAGAAGAAUAACGAAUUACGUAAGCGAUUAGGUUUACCACCUCGUAAUAAUAGUAGUAGUGUAUUUUCAACUGAAUCAUCUGAAGACUAUUCCGACACCCCUGCUUCUUCUUUCAUAAAAGGCUCGUGA